This is a messenger RNA of Pelecanus crispus (Dalmatian pelican), 261 nucleotides long. NCBI's taxonomy places the organism in Eukaryota, Metazoa, Chordata, Aves, Pelecaniformes, Pelecanidae. The record is from RefSeq and is a predicted model, not a curated record.
AUGCGGUGCAACAAAAAUAAUGAUGUCUUCCUUUUGGGGAAGGGUGGAAUUUUUCUAGGUACCGUUGGUUUUGGCACCACACUUGCCAUGACAAAAAAGAAGAACCCGGACUGGUUCAGUAAGGGGAUUACUGCCACAGCUGCACUGCCAGAGAGCGGUGCGUCACUGGCCUUACGAGCACUAGGAUGGGGCUCGCUCUACGCGUGGUGUGGAGUUGGAUUGCUCAGUUUUGCCAUCUGGAAGGCCCUGGGUGUGCACAGU